AUGGAGACGCAAUCCGAGUUCGGAGGCUUCGGGGGAGCUGGCGGCGGUGGUGGAGGUGGCCUUGACGAUGCCUUUCCUUGGGGCGAGCCUUCACUCACAUCGUCGCCAUGGGCAGGUCGCAGUCAGCACGGCUCCCCGCCCCGACCUGGCCAGACCCUACCUGUGGGGCUCAGUGCAACCUCCCGCACCUUGGACAUGGCGGCCAACCGGCUCAACCAACUGCAGCAGCAGCAACAACAACAACAAAAAUGUCAGACUCUAUGGCCAACCGGUAGUCAGCCUGGGCCGACGAUCUACAGACACCAUGCCCAAUAUGCAACUGGGCCCUUUGCCUCUGGACCGAAAGAAGUAGGCGUCCGAAGAUGA
Messenger RNA from Protopolystoma xenopodis, 366 nucleotides. The record is from the annotation of a GenBank genome assembly. NCBI's taxonomy places the organism in Eukaryota, Metazoa, Platyhelminthes, Monogenea, Polystomatidea, Polystomatidae.